Exophiala mesophila is the source of this 387-nucleotide messenger RNA. RefSeq lists its product as uncharacterized. Gene Ontology annotation, biological process: regulation of transcription by RNA polymerase II. Gene Ontology annotation, cellular component: core mediator complex; mediator complex. The record is from RefSeq and is a predicted model, not a curated record. The transcript has a single exon. The coding region runs from base 1 to 387 and encodes 128 amino acids. Gene Ontology annotation, molecular function: transcription coregulator activity. NCBI's taxonomy places the organism in Eukaryota, Fungi, Ascomycota, Eurotiomycetes, Chaetothyriales, Herpotrichiellaceae.
AUGACCACGAUGGAGAGCACGACGCCACCCGCGCCGCUGUCACAACGGUUUACCCUGGAAUUGGAAUUCGUCCUCUGCCUUUCCAACCCACAAUACCUCCAAUUCCUGGCUGUCAACUAUCCGCAUUUGUUGAACAAGCCUUCGACGUCUGCAGACGAUGCAGACGAUUCGGACGCGGCACGGUUUGCACGAUAUCUCGAAUAUUUGUAUGCCUACUGGAAGACUCCGCAAUACGUCCAGUACCUCACUCAUCCUGGCGCAACCCUGAGAAAUCUGGAGCUCCUCCAACACAAACAAUUCCGACAGGAUAUCAUUCGGCCAGAUGUCAUUGCUCAGUUGUUUCAAGGAGAGACGGUGAAUGAGGGUACCCAAGCAGACCAGGAUUGA